This is a messenger RNA of Purpureocillium lilacinum, 3252 nucleotides long. RefSeq lists its product as uncharacterized. Gene Ontology annotation, cellular component: membrane. NCBI's taxonomy places the organism in Eukaryota, Fungi, Ascomycota, Sordariomycetes, Hypocreales, Ophiocordycipitaceae. The record is from RefSeq and is a predicted model, not a curated record.
AUGUCCAACUCGAUCUUGGGCUUCUCGCCUUGGCGCAGGCGAGCUUCGAGCCUCUCCUCGCACCGCGACCAGGCCCACGGCGACGGCGAGGACGGCGGCGAGCAUCACCAGGACUCGUCGCUGCCAAUCCCCUCCUCGCGCCUGCUCUCGUCAUCGGUCGGCUCGCCAAAGGGAGCACGCGAGCCGAUCCGCUCGUACAUUCACGCAUCGGUGAGGGAUCAGCUCGCACCCGUCGACAGCGAGCAGAACGCCCGCACGGUCCGCGAGGACACGGCCGAGCUCGCGAGCUACCUGCUGUCGGACGGCUCGGCGCAACGGCGGGCCUCGUUCCUGCAGCGGCAGCGUGGCUCAGUCCAGGAUCUCUUUUCGCCGGACCGCGACGGCCAUGUUGAGCGGCCCGACGACGACGCAUGCACCACCCAAACUAUCCAAGAAGUCUCGGAGCCGGCCUCACCAGAGAGCGAAUCGGAAGAACCUGCAGAGGAAGGAGGUCCGUCGGUCCUGGCCAACCUGCUUAAGAGGUCGCCGCCGCAAUCCGUCGCUGCCGACUCACCACUUCCGUCUGAGACGCAUCUGCCGAUACCCAAAGCCCCGUCGCCGCAGCCGGAGGCCCCGCUAUGGACAGACACCGAGCCCACGGCGACUGAGGAAACGCCACUCCUGGGGGAAUCCGCCCAGGUCCUGUACGACCACGCUGUGGAUGAGGAGGGUCAGAAGAAGCCACCCACCAGGAGGUGGCUCAGUGGGCUUUCAGAGCGAGGUCAAAAGAUCCAUGGCCACGUCGCCAAUGCCGUCGCGGUAGCGGCUAAUCCGCGGCGCUGGGAUCACCGGGCAAUAUGGCGUAACCUCAUCGUCGAGCCUGUCUCUUGCCUCCCCGCCGUGGCUGUUGGCCUGUUGCUAAACAUACUCGACGCUCUUUCUUACGGCAUGAUUCUGUUCCCGCUUGGAAAGCCAAUCUUUGCGCACUUGGGUUCCGCCGGCAUCUCCAUUUACUACGUCAGCACCAUUGUUUCCCAGCUCAUCUUCUCCACUGGAAGCAUCUUCAGGGGGGCAGUAGGCUCAGAACUGAUUGAAGUCGUGCCCUUCUUCCACAACAUGGCCCAGAAGAUUACCGAUAUUGUCGGCGAGGACGACCCUGACGCCGUAAUUGCGACGACAAUUGUGGCCUACGCCACGAGCUCCAUGAUGACAGGCCUGGUGUUUUAUCUCAUGGGCAAAUUUAAAUUCGGCUACAUGGUCGGCUUCAUCCCCAGGCACAUCUUGAUCGGAUGCAUUGGUGGUGUCGGAUGGUUCCUAAUCGCCACAGGCUUCGAGGUAUCGGCAAGACUGGACGGCAGCCUCGAAUACGACCUCGACACCCUCAAGAAGCUUAUGCAGGCCGACACCGUAUUGCUGUGGAUCUUCCCUCUGGUCCUGGCAAUUGUCCUGUUCUACGGCCAGUCCAAGGUCCGGUCCAAGUACUUCCUGCCGCUGUACAUCUUAGCGAUACCCCUGGUCUUUUACAUAUUUGUUGCGGCCAUCGACGUGUUGAACGCAGACACCCUCCGCGACCAUGGAUGGAUCUUCCAGGGACCACCGCCGGAUGAACCCUGGUGGUACUUUUAUACGUUGUAUCAGUUCAAGCUGGUUCGAUGGGACGCCGUCGUGGAGGUCAUUCCGGCCAUGCUGGCUCUCACGUUCUUCGGCAUCCUCCAUGUGCCCAUCAACGUUCCGGCGCUGGCGCUCAACUGCGGCGAGGACAACGCUGAUCUGGACAAGGAGCUGAAGCUCCACGGCUACUCUAACUUCUUGUCUGGUUGCUUCGGCAGCAUCCAGAACUAUCUCGUGUACGCCAAUACGGUCUUUUUCAUUCGGUCAGGAGGCGACAGGCGCUUGGCUGGGUACAUUCUGGCCGCGCUCACCUUCGGAGUCAUGCUGAUCGGCCCGUCCCUCAUUGGCUUUAUCCCCGUCAUGAUGGUGGGAACACUCAUUUUCGAUCUCGGCUUCGAGCUGCUGCUGGAAGCCGUUUGGCUUCCGCGGAAGAAACUCAAGGUUGCCGAGUACCUGACUGUGAUUGCAAUUGUACUAGUCAUGGGCAUCUACGACUUUGUUGUUGGUAUCGGUGUGGGCAUUUUGUUGGCCUUUGUGUCGCUCAUCAUACAGACCUCGCGAGUGUCUGCCAUUCGAGGGACAUACGACGGCGACAUUGUCACCUCGACAGUGCGACGCAACCCGUCGCAACAUCAUUACUUGCACCAAGCGGGACAACAGAUUUACAUCAUCAAACUAAAUGGCUACCUCUUCUUCGGCACCAUCGUCAGCGUCGAGGAAAAGAUCCGAGCGAUCCUAGACGAUAACGUGUUUGCGAAGAAGCCCAUCAAGUUCCUCAUUCUGGACUUGUGGCAUGUCAGCGGGCUUGACUACUCGGCAGGUGAGGCGUUCAACACCAUAAGUCGGCUCCUCGACAACAAGGGGGUCCUUUUGGUGCUCAGCGGCGUCGACGCCGACAGCCAGCUUGGGCGGAACUUGCGCGCUGUCGGUCUCGGGAGCGACAAGAUUGAGGUCACAAUGCUCCCUAACCUGAACUCAGCACUAGAAAGCUGCGAGAACGAGCUCUUGAAGACUCUCUACGCAAGACAAGAAGAGUUGAAUGGGGCAAAGCGAAACGCCACAGCAAGCCUGGAUGUACCUACGGCCACGACCACGUCGGCAUUGUCAUCAUUCGAUCCUCCGUUCAAUUCACCCCGGCAAAACCACUUGGCCGAGGCGGCGCGGGAAGCCCUGACCAACGUCGAGGUUCAGCGGCCGUCCAGGUGGCAGAGCUUCAAGGAGCCACUGCGACUCAUGCUGCAGGUAUUCCAGGGCCUGAGCGACAAGAACGAAGACUUUUGGUUUCAGGCAGCCUCAUACUUUAAGCGAAAGGAGUACGCAGCGGGCAAGGUGCUCUUCCAGCGCGGGGAGCCUGCCCACGGGUUCUACCUCGUCGAGCGGGGCAUCCUCCGCGCCGAGUACGACCUGCCUCAGGGAUGGCUUUGCGAGAGCAUCGUUGCGGGAACGACGUGUGGCGAGCUGCCUUUCUUCUCUGAGACGGAGCGGACGGCGACGGCGCAGGUAGACAGGGACUGCGUGGUCUGGCAGAUGGACCGUGAGAGCUGGGAGAAGCUCCAGAAAGACCAUCCGGACGUGGCGCGGGAGCUGCUGCGGAUAUCGCUCAAGUUGACGAGCGAGCGUAUGAGCGCCAUUACGUCGUAUAUUUUGGCUAUGGCCGGGUAG